ACUUCUCUUGAGGCUUGAGGGACAUCUGGUGUGUCUACUUCUGACCUUGGCUCCAGGUCCUUGAAGGGCACUGAGAGCUAGUUAUCUCCGAGGAUGGGAGGCAGGACCACGUGUCUGCUCCCGGCUCUGCUCCUUCUCAUCAUCCCAGGCUCAUCUGCCAUCUCGGGUCCCAGAGCAGUGAGAGGUGUGGAGCAGGCAUCACUGACCGUGCGGUGUCGAUACGGCCCUGGGUAUGAGUCCUACGUGAAGUGGUGGUGCCGGGGGGCCGCCUGGGGCCCCUGUCGGAUCAUCGUUGAAACCACUGGAUCAGAGAAGGAGGUGAAGAAGGGCCGCGUGUCCAUCAGGGACAACUGGAAAGACCGCUCGUUCACCGUGACCAUGGAGAAGCUCAGGCUAGGCGAUUCAGACACUUACUGGUGUGGGAUUGAGAGAUUUGGAACUGACCUGGGGAACCGAGUAGAAGUGACCAUUGACCGAGAGUCGACCUCCACGUCUGCCACCCUCAAUGCCAACAUGUUCACGGCACCUGUUGCCCCAGAAGGGCACCCGCCCCUGCUGGGCAGCGUCCACUUCCUGCUCCUGGUCUUCCUGAAGGUGCCCCUGCUCCUGGGCCUGCUGGGUGCCGUCCUCUGGGUCAACACGCCUCUGAGGAGCUCUGGGGGGAAGCCCCAGGAAAACGAGUAGCCCCCAUGCUCUUCAACAUUGUCCAGAGAGAAAGACCCUCAAAGAGAAGAAAAAGGCAUUUUUUCAGGCAAUGAUGGUGGUCAGCAGUGACUGUGGUUCUCCAGGCAGCGUGGCUCCCCUGCCUCAAGAAUUGGUCCCCUCGUCCCUGGAAACCUGCUGCUGUGAUGCUCGGGCCUGGGUCCAGUUUCGCCCUUCCCUGCACAGCCUCUGACCUUCUUCGUCCUGAGGCCUCCAACACAGGAGAAACUACAGGAAGGAAUGGAAGAGCAGAUGCCUUUCUUCUGGGCCCUGUUCCUUGGAGGACAUACAUGAUCUCAAGUCUGUGCCGCACAUAAUGUAAUACACUUGUCUUUGCAUUGUAUGCGGGGCAGGGCUUCAGCCAGUCGGGGCUUUGAGAUUCUCUGUGUGUGUGCUGGAUCGUGUCCGACUCUUUGUGACCCUAUGGACUCUAGCCCACAAGGCUCCUCUGUCCAUGGGAUUCUCCAGACAAGAAUACUGCAGUGGGUUGUUGCCGGGAGCCGUUAUGGGGGGUCCCGCCUGUGAUGAGGUCAUGAAGAAAAUACCGGGCAGGCAAGGCCGCCCGGGACCCCAUCCAGGACGAGGUGACGAGGAAAGAACCUGACAGGCAAGGCCGUCUAGGAUAAGGGACCCUCCAGGUUGGCCUCGGCCUCUACCCUACCCUGUAUCUUCCCCCCUUUUCUGCUGUUGUUCUUCUUUGCCCUGUUGCAGAUUCUUGUGUUGCCUGCCGAGAGCUCUCCUGCUCCUCUUUCACUGAAUGAGGACCAACUUAAAACCCUAAUUAAUAAAUCUCCUGGAUGCUGCUGCCCUAUGAAGGGGCCAGAGAUGAAGGAAAUGCUUCCAUCAAACAUUUUGCUGGCAUUCUGGCUUGUUUGAUAAAUGUGUGAUCUCAUUGCACAAAAUGCUCUUGAUUGUUCUAAACAUCCUAAGCACAGCACGCUAACAAAAGCGUAUUUGUGAGAAAAGCUCCACAAAUAUGACAGCCACAAACGUGCCUAACAGAAAAUACUUUAGAUAGAGAUUAGCUGGCGACUUCUUGCAGGUGGUUAACUUUUAGACUAAGAGCCUGUCUUGUGCCAUAUCUGCUGUUUCUGCAGUCCUUCGCAUUUCUGUUCUGUAAAAAUGUAAUCCUAUCUAGUUCCCAUAGAGAUGACGCUUAUUAGAAAGAAAAUAGAUUAAUUAUAAGAAAAACAGGAUCGGCUACUGAAGUUGCUUAAGUCACACCAGGUGCAAGCCAUAAAAUGUUAGCAGGCCUGAAGGCCAAAUGAUAAGAAAGACUCUUUUGAAUGAAAAAGUAAGUGGGUGACAUCCAGUUUCUGUUGAAGGUCAAGUUGCUGUAAUGUUUUGAGAUGCCCUGUGUGUGAGCAACAUGCACUUCCCCCAAAGAUGUCGUUAAGGGUAUAAAGGGGCUGUGCAAAAAUAAACUUCAGACUUAGCCCCGA
Dama dama (fallow deer) is the source of this 2144-nucleotide messenger RNA. RefSeq names its product CMRF35-like molecule 5. Lineage: Eukaryota; Metazoa; Chordata; Mammalia; Artiodactyla; Cervidae. Gene Ontology annotation, molecular function: transmembrane signaling receptor activity. The record is from RefSeq and is a predicted model, not a curated record. Bases 94 to 684 code for a protein of 196 amino acids. The transcript has 4 exons. Gene Ontology annotation, cellular component: plasma membrane.